AAUAUCAAGAUAAAAUUUUUAUUAAUUAUUAUAAUUAACUUGAAUUUUUUAUGAAUAGUCAUUGCUUAAAUGUAAUAAAGCCAUGUGAAUAUUUAUUAAUUUAUGUUUUCUAAACUUAACGAGGAAAGUAAAACAAGCAAUAAUAUGAUUGAUAUUCACAUAAUUAAUAACAAAGGGUUUAUUUGGAAUGCAGAUGAUUGGUACAUUUUACGAACAACCCAUCGCAUGUUGGGAAGUUUGAUCGGAACUUUACCUUCUACACCACGUCAAGAAGAUCAGAAUGGCCUUCCUUGCCUUUUAUUGAUUGAAGAAGUUCGAUUAUUGGUUGAAAAUUGUAUAUGCCGAACCGUCAAGUAUCCAUCAUUUACAUCUUUACAUGUUAAAGAAACAACUAAAAUCAAUCCAUCUGAUACAUUACCUAAUAUCAUAAUACAUCUUGAUGAAAUAUGUUCAAACAUAAUUGAAGUUCCAUUACCUGAAUUCAUUAACGAUUUGGAAAGGAUCAGAUAUAAAGUUUUUAAGGAUCUGUGGUCAAAAGGCUUUUAUUUAACUUGUGGUAUGAAGUUUGGAGGUGACUUUUUAGUGUAUGAAGGUGAUCCUUUGGCUUAUCAUGCUAAAUAUAUAGUUAACUGUAGAGAUUUGGACAAACAAAUAAUGGUUUCGCGCAGUAGAGUUAGUUCAAUUACUAAUAAAAGAAUGGUGUUAGCCAAAGAUGAUGGAAACUCUAUAAAGUAUUUAAUUUAUCAUUUAGAUGAUAAAUCUCAGAAUAAUAAUAAAAUUAAUUACACUUUUUAGUAUAUUUAUAAAUAAAAUAAUGUGU
This is a messenger RNA of Rhopalosiphum maidis (corn leaf aphid), 820 nucleotides long. It is a transcript of the gene Tsen34, whose product is annotated as tRNA-splicing endonuclease subunit Sen34. Gene Ontology annotation, biological process: tRNA splicing, via endonucleolytic cleavage and ligation; tRNA-type intron splice site recognition and cleavage. The record is from RefSeq and is a predicted model, not a curated record. The transcript is spliced from 4 exons. Lineage: Eukaryota; Metazoa; Arthropoda; Insecta; Hemiptera; Aphididae. Bases 103 to 795 code for a protein of 230 amino acids. Gene Ontology annotation, molecular function: nucleic acid binding; tRNA-intron lyase activity.